AGUUGGAGCUUCAGAAAACAUACUGCAAUUGCGUUCCGCUUUAUAAUCUUGAAGUAGUUAAAAAGCGCACGAAACUAAAACGGAACGCAGUACACUUCCAUUACGUCAUAGCAGAGAGGUUCCUCUCUGAUCAUAGCAUGAGCACUCGGAAUAAAUAAAGGAAACUCCUAGUAUACUACAGUGCUCACUCGGGAGAGCCACUUUUCAUUGCGUUUGCCUGCCUGUGUCAUGGCUUCGGACGCUCAGUGUUUACAUGCGGAACGUCAGAUCGAUAUCCUGUGCACACGCACGAGUGCAUUUGACCGACGAGCUUCUAACGGUGCGUGAAGGUGCUCGCACACCUGUUUGAUUUACCGUUGUACGAUUAAAUAGACGGUUAGACGUGUCGACGAGGAGGGAAGAAAGAAGAGAGACGGAAAAACGAAAGCGAGAGUGGGAAAGAAGGGAUGCCGGCAAGGCGAUGGACCAUCUGCAGUGGCUCGUAGUUCUGUACUGACGCGUAGAUAUAACCAGGAAAAGUAGUUUUCCCGCGUGUGCGGCAGGGUCUAUGGGAUACAACGUCGCCAACUGGGAGAUGAUACGCACGAGGGAGGAAAAGCUGAGUCUCGACGGAGCUGAGGAUCAACAUACGAUUAUGAACAACAUGGUAGACGCGAGGGCCUGUUACAAGCCCAGCGGCAAAUCAUGGUUCCGCGGCGUGCGAAGUAGCAAAUUUCGGCAUGUUUACGGCGUACCAGCCAAGCGGGAAAAAUGUUAUGAUAACAUCAAGAUCACGAAGAACGCUCACGACUCGCAAUUCUGCGCCGUAAACCCGAAGUUCCUGGCUGUGGUGACGGAGGUCGCGGGUGGCGGAGCGUUCCUGGUGUUAUCGCUGGAUCGCACCGGUCGUCUUGACUUCAACGCCAGUCGAGUAACUGGACACACCGGUCCCGUUUUGGACAUUAAGUGGAAUCCGUUCAACGACAACAUCAUUGCGUCCUGCAGUGACGAUUGCACUAUAAAACUGUGGCAUAUACCGGAUGGUGGACUAGCGAGAAACUUGACCGAGUGGCUGGUGGAGUUGCAAGGACACAAACGACGCGUCGCUUAUAUCGAAUGGCAUCCCGUAGCGGAGAACGUGCUCUUCAGCGCCGGCUUCGAUCAUCUUGUUAUCGUAUGGGAUGUGAACAGAUGUGAGGCAGUCAGUGUCAUCGAUAGGCAUCCUGAUGUGAUUUAUAGCAUAUCUUUAAAUCGCGAUGGCAGCUUAUUGGCGACUACUUGCAAGGAUAAAAAAUUACGCGUUUUCGAACCGAGAUCUGGUAUCGUGGUUUCGGAAGGGAUAUGCCACGCUGGCACGAAAGCCAGCAAGGUGGUAUUCCUUGGCAGUUCCGGGCGCCUUUUGACUACUGGAUUUAGCAGACAUUCAGAUCGACAAUAUGCGAUAUGGAGUCAACAUGACCUAACUGUUCCACUAACGUGCGAGACGAUAGAUUCGUCGAGCGGAGUGGUUUUUCCGUUUUACGAUAAUGAUACCAAUAUGGUAUUCUUAGCUGGAAAGGGUGAUGGUAAUAUUCGGUAUUAUGAAGUGGUUAACGAAGCACCUUGGAUGCAUUAUCUCAGUCAAUUUAUAUCAGGAAAUCCUCAGAGAGGAUUAGGAGUAAUGCCGAAAAGAGGUAUCAGUACCUCUAUAUGUGAGGUAUUCAGAUUUUACAAGUUACACGCGACUCGUGGAAUGUGCGAACCGAUCUCUAUGAUAGUACCACGAAAGAGUGAUCAGUUCCAAGAAGAUCUGUAUCCUGAUACGAUUGGAACAUGUCCCGCAUUGUCGGCUAGAGACUGGAUCAGCGGCAUGAAUAGUCCACCGAUUUUAAUCUCUCUUAAAACAGGUGGAAGCAUCUCUACACAUAAACCACGGAUAUACAAACCACCACAAUUGCCUCCUACUACUGAUCUAAAUAAUAAAAAAAAAUUUGCAUUCUUGUCUACGGAAACGAUACCCGAUUAUAGGCCGGUGGAACUUCACGACAUGUCGGAGAAGAGCCAAAAGACAUCCAGCAAUCAAAGCACAAAGUUCCAGCAACUUCAACAAAAAUUUGGGAACGUUGCUAUACAGAAGAAUAUUAUAUCAUCCUCGCUUAACGACAAUAAAGUUAUGGAGACUGUGGAUGUUCCGAACAACGAAGCGGAACUUCGAUUGGCAUUCGCUCGCCAAACCGAUGAAUUGAGAUUGGUACGACGGCAACUCGCUAACAGUCAACUACGUGUUAAGGAAUUAGAGGACCAAAUACGAAAAUUACAGCGCCAUUAAGACUCGCAUACUCGCUUUGCAAUAUUGGCUUCGAAAUGAGAUUUUUACAGCUUUACCACUAGAUAUGAUUAGCAACCGGUACUUAAAGUUUACAGAGCAUUUACGCACCGCUAACAAUAUAAAUAUAAAAAGCCUAAGCUUUCGAAAACUUUGUACUAACACGCUUAGGGGAUUUUAGCUUUGUUAUAUUAUACACAAAGAAAUAUUCGCACAGAGAGAGAGCAAUUUUUAUUAACUUUUUCUUAGAAUAUCUACAAUUUUUAUGUAGAGUAAAAUUUUUCGCGUUGAUAUUGAUCACGAGGGAACAGAAAAGAGCUGCAUUUGUUACAUGAAAAUUGUACCUGUUCAUACACAAUUUAGAUAGCGUAAGUUGGAUGUUUGCGCGUAUAAACCGAUAUGAGGAAUUGUGUAUAAUAUCAUUAAGAAGGCAAGAUGAACACGAUACCUUUAGAGAAGUGGCAGCUAAAAGAAUUCAUGAUGUUAAACAAUAUAUUUUAUUUUUUUCGAAAAU
Molecule: messenger RNA, 2798 nt
Organism: Pogonomyrmex barbatus (red harvester ant)
Lineage: Eukaryota; Metazoa; Arthropoda; Insecta; Hymenoptera; Formicidae
Product: coronin-2B
Molecular function (GO): actin filament binding
Source: RefSeq, a predicted model, not a curated record